Molecule: messenger RNA, 1453 nt
Organism: Arachis stenosperma
Lineage: Eukaryota; Viridiplantae; Streptophyta; Magnoliopsida; Fabales; Fabaceae
Exons: 9
Coding region: 347-1228 (293 amino acids)
Biological process (GO): rRNA processing
Cellular component (GO): nucleolus; Mpp10 complex; small-subunit processome
Molecular function (GO): snoRNA binding; rRNA primary transcript binding
Source: RefSeq, a predicted model, not a curated record
AUCCAUUCCUUCCCCUUCUCUGCGGUUCAAAAUUAAGAAAGCUCAAAGUUGAAACCCUGAAACCUAGCUUCUCCACCACCACUGCAAGGACUGCCGCCGUCCGUCGUGGUCAGGCAUCGCCUGGUUGUCCGCUCUUCUCUAAAAGCUCAACUCUCAAGCUUUCUCUCUCUCGUCUCUCCUACUCAACGUCUCUCCCGUCUCGCUCACUCAUUCACUCUUCCUCCGUGGCCUCCGUUCCUUCCGCCGCCACCAGUGUACCACCAGAAGCUUAGCUUCUUCUCUCUUUCUCUUCUCCGAACAGUCUCUUCUCUGCGUGUCACUUUGGGUCUGUGUGGUUGCUGCCAAAAUGUUGCGUAGAAAUAUUCGCAUGAGGAGGGAGUAUUUAUACAGGAAGAGCUUAGAAGGCAAAGAGCGCUUGCUCUACGAAAAGAAGCGCAAGAUCAGAGAAGCACUUCAAGAAGGGAAGCCAAUACCUACUGAGCUUAGGAAUGAGGAGGCUGCACUUCGUCGAGAGAUCGAUCUCGAAGAUGAAAACACAGCUGUCCCGAGAACACACAUUGACGAUGAGUAUGCACAUACUGCGGAAAAAGAUCCUAAAAUUUUGCUAACCACUUCUAGGGAUCCAAGUGCUCCUCUUCAACAGUUUGUAAAGGAGCUGAGUUAUGUCUUUCCGAAUGCACAAAGAAUGAAUCGUGGUGGUCAGGUUAUUUCUGAAAUUAUAGAGUCUUGCCGUGCACAUGAUUAUACAGAUGUUGUGUUGGUUCAUGAACAUCGUGGUGUUCCGGAUGGCUUAAUUGUCUGCCAUCUGCCAUAUGGUCCAACUGCAUAUUUUGGAUUGCUCAAUGUGGUUACAAGGCAUGAAAUCAAAGACAAGAAAGCCAUUGGUACAAUGCCCGAGGCUUAUCCACAUCUGAUUUUUGAUAACUUCUCAACUAAGUUAGGUGAAAGGACAGCCAACAUUCUAAAGUAUCUUUUCCCAGUUCCAAAACCAGACACAAAACGUAUUGUGACUUUUUCCAACCAGUCUGACUAUGUAUCGUUCAGGCAUCACAUAUAUGAAAAGCAUGGAGGUCCAAAGUCUAUUGAACUAAAGGAAAUUGGUCCGCGGUUUGAGUUGCGACUUUAUCAGAUAAAGCUGGGAACUGUGGAUCAAGCUGAAGCUCAAAUAGAAUGGGUUAUUAGACCUUACAUGAACACGAGUAAAAAAUGCAAGUUUCUCGGUGAUUGAUGUUGCCAUAUCAAAAGCCGCAAUGUUAAAGUAGUAUUUACGCAGCUUAACCUGAUAGGCUGAUACACGUUGAGUGCAUUUUUUAUCGUGACGGAACAUUGUCCUUAGUUCCUUAGUUUGAAAGAAUAUAAUUUUUGGAAUGAGCAUCAUUGUAAACUGCUAAAGCUAUGAAAAAGUGAGAAUGAAAUUUACUUUAUGAUUAUUUCUGGAAGAAAAUUAUUAUUU